AUGCCCUCCGAAAAAAGCGUCAAGGCCGCUCUCGCCCUCAUCGAGAAUGACAAGUCCAAGCUCCUGGGCUUGAAGGUGGGGCAGCACGCGAGCGUGGAGCCGGGACAGUAUAUCCCUCGAGCUGACGCCCAAUCCCCGCCAGCCUUAUCCUUCCCCUCGGCAUCCCCGACAAAAACCUACCUGGCAAUCAGCCUCGACAUCGACGCCCCCUUCCCUUCCUUCGACGUCCUCGGCCCAAUCCUGCACUGGAUUCAACCAAACGUGAAAGUGUCGGGCGAAUCGCUGAGCACAGACGCCCCCUUCGUCGCGAACUAUAUCGGUCCCGCCCCGCCACCGGGUAGUUCCCCGCACCGGUAUACCUUCUUCUUGUAUGAGCAGCCCGAGGGCUUUGAUUAUAAGAAGUAUGCGCCUGCAGACGGAAAGACGUUGGGGAAUUGGAGUCGUAUGCGCUACGAUCUUGAUGCGUGGGCCAAGGAGAUUGGGUUGGGGGAUGUGCUUGCUUUUAACUAUUUUACUAGUAAUUAG
This is a messenger RNA of Penicillium lagena, 525 nucleotides long. Its product is annotated as YbhB/YbcL family Raf kinase inhibitor-like protein. The record is from RefSeq and is a predicted model, not a curated record. Gene Ontology annotation, molecular function: peptidase inhibitor activity; phospholipid binding. Lineage: Eukaryota; Fungi; Ascomycota; Eurotiomycetes; Eurotiales; Aspergillaceae. Gene Ontology annotation, biological process: regulation of proteolysis; regulation of Ras protein signal transduction. Bases 1 to 525 code for a protein of 174 amino acids. The transcript has 2 exons.